AUGGCGACUACCAAGGUGCCAAUAUAUUCUACAAAUGAUCUCAAAUCCACUAGUGAUGACGCUCUGGCACCCUACCUCACCAAUCUUCCCGCCCCUUACACCUUCACCCCAGACUACACCAAGUCCAACAUCCGCUUCGUACUGGGCUACACCGCCGUCGCAAUCGCUGCGUUCACCUUCUAUGCAGACCGUAAACUCGGUUGGGAGGCAACAACCUCACCAUGGAUUAUCGCUGCUGUUGGCUCAUACUUUAUCUUAAACACCGCCCUAACAUUCUGGAUAUGGGCUGUCGAGGCGGGCGAGGUAUUCCACGGCAAAAGGAAGACUGGAGAAACGAUCACCAUCUCCUCGUCCGUAAACAAGAACAGCCUCCCCUACAAGCUUCACAUUGUUUACAAGGCUCCCUCGGGGAAAGUCCUUCAGGAUAAGCGCAUCGAAGCACCAUUCACCAACUGGUUCUCAGCAGAUGGCGUUUUCCACCCGGAGCCAUACCGCAGCUGGCUCGCAAGCGAGAUUGAUGUCUUGAGAUUGGCAGCCAAAGAGAUCGAGAAGAAGAAAUAG
Penicillium chermesinum is the source of this 561-nucleotide messenger RNA. Its product is annotated as signal peptidase complex subunit 2. Gene Ontology annotation, cellular component: signal peptidase complex; membrane. Gene Ontology annotation, biological process: protein targeting to ER. Lineage: Eukaryota; Fungi; Ascomycota; Eurotiomycetes; Eurotiales; Aspergillaceae. Bases 1 to 561 code for a protein of 186 amino acids. The transcript is spliced from 3 exons. The record is from RefSeq and is a predicted model, not a curated record.